GCGGGCGCUGGAGGAGCGGACUCGCGGAUUCGGAGGCGGGGGCGCAAUGGAGGGACCGGAAGAUAAUGGAAGUGUUGUCCAAGUUGGAGAAUUACUGCCUUGCAAGAUUUGUGGAAGAACAUUUUUUCCAGUGGCAUUAAAAAAACAUGGACCUAUUUGCCAGAAAACAGCCACUAAAAAACGGAAGACCUUUGAUUCAAGCAGACAGAGAGCUGAAGGAACUGAUAUUCCAACAGUAAAACCUCUUAAACCUAGGCCAGAACCACCAAAGAAACCAUCUAACUGGAGAAGAAAACAUGAAGAAUUUAUUGCCACCAUAAGAGCUGCUAAAGGCCUUGAUCAGGCACUUAAAGAGGGUGGCAAACUCCCUCCUCCUCCUCCACCUUCUUAUGAUCCUGAUUAUAUUCAGUGUCCAUAUUGCCAGAGGAGAUUCAAUGAAAAUGCAGCUGAUAGACACAUAAAUUUCUGUAAAGAGCAGGCAGCACGUAUUAGUAAUAAGGGCAAAUAUUCUACUGAUACCAAAGGCAAACCAGCUUCUCGGGCACAGUAUAAGCCUCCUGCACUUAAAAAGUCAAAUUCUCCUGGAACCUUAUCAUCAGGAUCAUCGCGAUUACCACAACCAAGUAGCACUAGCAAAACUGUUGUAGGUGUAUCUUCAGGUAAAGUGUCAUCAGUUAACAACUCUUUGGGAAACAAACUUCAGACCCUAUCUCCUUCACAUAAAGCAAUAGCAGCCCCUCAGGCAGGUAAGAUGGACAAGUUAGGCCCUCCACUUCGAACUGGAAGACAUGUGCAAAGGUUGUAUGACAGUGAUACAAAGUCAAACAGUGCCUUCAAAAGACAUGAGUUAUUACCCAUUUACAAAGCUAACAUCAAACCUCGAAAUUCUACACCACCCAGUUUGGCAAGAAAUUCUGUGCUUAUGAACAAAAGAAAAGCAUAUAGUGAUAGCUCCGCAAUCAGGCCAGAUGGAGACUAUGCAUCUUCACUUAAUGGUGGAAGUAUCAAAAGCACUGAAGGAAAUUCAUCUGGACACUUACCUAAAUUCUGUCAUGAAUGUGGGACAAAGUACCCUGUAGAAUGGGCAAAGUUCUGCUGUGAAUGUGGCAUUCGAAGAAUGAUUCUGUGAACAGAAUCCCAAAAGAACAAAUUCCAGCUUCAGAGCUUUAUAAUUAUUGCUGCUUGGACAGCUAAAGCACUUCCUCUAGUUAUUUUGUGCUGAAACUGUUCAAAAACCUUGCUCCCAUAAUUUUUGAAGCAUAAUUCUUUGGUUGUACAUAUGUAUAUAUAUGUUGUACAUAAUAAAUACCUGAUAUCCCAAGCUGUGCAAUUCAAGAAAAUACUCACUUAGCUAUCAGAAAAUAGUUCCAUCUUAUUACCGUGGGUAUUAUUCAUCUUUUGUUGUUAAAGCACAUUCACUAUACCUCCACAAAUACUCUUACCUUUAGCCCUUCAAGCUUUAGGAUAAUCACAACUUUGAGCAAACAAUAGGAUAAACAUUGUUAUUAUUGAUGCCUGUCUUCAAAUAGCAGGAUGGGCAACUGUGGAUUUUGUAAUUGAAGAGAAUGUUUUAAUUAUUAUCAGUUGAUAAGUCAUAUUCCUGUUGAACUCUUGACAACUAGUUUUAUGAAAUACCUUAGGUUUAUAUUACUCCGAACUUUGUAGAUUAUUAAUUGUAUAAUUUAUGUUUCCUCCAUCCUGUAAAAAUAAUUAUGGAUUUUUUUCAGAAACACAAUACUAAAAUUACAAUGUAUCUUACAACUGAAUAUUUUUUUCAUUUCUGUGUUAUUUCCUAGAUGUUACUGUUUUCUUUUUCAUAAUCUAAAGAAUAGAUUGAACUUCCAACAUAUUUUACAACAUAUACACAAAAAAAUUGUAUUUUCUGUUCAAUUCGUUGACUAAAAGAAUCGAUCAUUGUUACUUUCAGUGUAACAUAAAGUUGGCUAUAUGUUUCUUUGAUGGCUUGUACUACUGUAGUCAGUAAUUCUUUAGUAGUUUAUGAUCAAUCAGACUUGUUAGCUUUAUCUUAUUAUAAAGAUACAAGCAAAAAUUUUAUGAUGUGUUUUUCCUAAAAGAUUUAUGUUAUAUAUUUUCUAACCUCUUGUUUGUGAUUGAUCACAGUAAGGAUCAGUGUAGAAAUGUGUUGCUUGGAAUUUUAUUUCUCUGAAAUGUAUGUAGUUUGUUUUAUUUUGUUAGUUUGGGCAGGAGUUAUAAGCCUAGUGGUAUAGUUAUAAUCAUUUUACUUAUAAUUUUCUGCUGUUUUUAAAAUCAGUUUGGUUCCUAAUUGUUCUGUUCAUUCAUACUGAUAAAAUAAUGCAGCAACUCAAAUAAGUUACAAGGAGUUUAGAAGACUAAUGUACAUAUUAGAUUUCCAUUUGAAAAACUUCUUUUUAUACUAAUUAUAAAUCACAUGAAAAGGAACUUUUGUGUGUAUAUGUGCUGAUAAUGGGACUUGACUCAGAGACCAUCUUCUUCUUGCUUGCUCAGCCCAUUUUUCUUGUGUCUGCUGCUCUACUACUGGAGACACUUCUCCAGUCUGGCAUUUUGCCAGUUAAUUGGAGAGAUGGAAUCUUACAGUUUUCAGACCUCUUGAGUAGCUAGGAUUAUAACGAACUUUUCACUCUUGUUUUAUCUAGGAAUGAACACUAUCUUUCAAGCAUAUAUUUAACACUACAUAAUCUUUUUUUUUUCUGCUCAAAAGAGUGAAUAGAUACAUCAGUUUAAAUAAGACAAAUUGGCACAUGUUUGUUUCUCAGUGAAUUUUACAGUAGCAA
Molecule: messenger RNA, 2774 nt
Organism: Dipodomys spectabilis (banner-tailed kangaroo rat)
Lineage: Eukaryota; Metazoa; Chordata; Mammalia; Rodentia; Heteromyidae
Gene: Zc2hc1a
Product: zinc finger C2HC-type containing 1A
Exons: 10
Coding region: 47-1129 (360 amino acids)
Source: RefSeq, a predicted model, not a curated record